Molecule: messenger RNA, 1310 nt
Organism: Lates calcarifer (barramundi perch)
Lineage: Eukaryota; Metazoa; Chordata; Actinopteri; Centropomidae
Product: CBY1-interacting BAR domain-containing protein 2
Exons: 9
Coding region: 1-1089 (362 amino acids)
Biological process (GO): cilium assembly
Cellular component (GO): ciliary transition zone; ciliary basal body
Source: RefSeq, a predicted model, not a curated record
AUGAACACAAUACAACAUGUCCUACUGCCGUGUUUUUCCCUGUUGAUUUGCUCUAGCAGGGAUGCCCAGGCGAAGAGCAUGGAGCAGACAGUGAAACACGCUGAGAAGUACAUGGGUGAAAUCUGCUACCUGCUGGGCUCCUACACCAGGAAGACAGCCAAGCUCAGAGACAAGGCAGACCUGCUAGUUGCUCAGCUCUUUGACUUUGCCAGCACAGAGGACCCUGAGCUCCAGAUCAGCCUGAAAAACCUGGCAGAAGAUCUGGCCAUGGUUCAGGACUACAGACAGGCUCAGGUAGAGAGACUGGAAACACGAGUUGUUGCUCCUCUAAAAGCCUAUGGAGACAUAGUCAAAAAUAAAAGGGCAGAUCUGAAGAAGUUCAACAUAGAUCUGAACAGAGAGCUGAAAGACCUGCAGAAACUGGAGAAAAUCCGACUGAGGAACCCAGCAGAUCGACAGAGCAUUUCUCAGGCAGAAGUAAAUGCCCAGAAGGCUUCCAACAAUGCCCAGCGCAGCAUCAGACAAAUAGAGGAGACCAUCACUGACUUCCAGAGACAGAAACUGGAGGAUAUCAAAAGGAUUUUCACAGACUUCAUCACAGUGGAGAUGCUCUUCCAUGCUAAAGCACUGGAGGUCUACACACACUCAUACCACAACCUGGAGGCAAUGAACAUUCAAAAGGAUCUGGAGCUGUUUAGUGGACGGCUCAAGAUGUCUGAUACUCUGACUGGGCGCCUGGAUACUCCUCUGAGCAGCCACUCGUCUCCACUCAUGAACCACUACCCAAGUCUUCCUGUGGCCUCCCCGAAGUCACAAAGCCUCAGGCAAAUGCUGGCUUCUACCAUCAGCCAAAACAACAGACAACAGCACAGCCAGUUCACAGAGAAAGACAGGAGGUCUCGCAGCACCUUACAACGCCAGAGAGGUAUGGAGGAGGAGGAGGAACUGGAGGAGGAGGAAGAGGAUGAAGAAGACGGAGAGGAGGAAGAGGAGGAGGAGAUGUAUGAAUCAGAGCUAGAAGAGGUUCAGCACGUUAGCAGGCAGUCUUAUGCUGCUCAAUAUGCCCAGAUGCGCAGAUGGCAAAAGUAACAGCCUGUGAAUAUAAACAUACACAUACACACAGACACGACUACUUAUACACUGUGCUGUGUCUGCGUAGAUGAAAACAUUACUUACUUCCAUGCUGAGAUAAGUAAGCCGAUGAGUACACAGCUUUCCAUUCCACUUAUUUUCAUCAUUGAUGUUUCUUAUGUGCAGUCUGUCCAAUAUUAAUCAUGUAAGACUGAACGCAGUGAAAUUUGUUUUGUUCA